AUGAUACUCCCGAAGAAAUUUACUACCGCAGAGGUAGCGAGGCAUACUACACCUGAAGACUGUUGGUUUAUUAUACAUGGCAAGGUCUAUGAUAUCACAAAAUUACUAUCAACACAUCCAGGUGGUGCGAACAUUCUUUUAAAAUACGCUGGCCGUGAUGCAACCCUACCGUUUGACGAUGUAGGCCAUUCAAUGGAGUCGUUAAUAUACGAUAUAGCACCCGGUUCCUGUCUGGGAGAUGUCCAGGAUGAGAAAUCAAUGGAUAAUACAGUAUUCGAAGAGAAUAAAGAAUACAUAGAAGAAACUUGGGAUGCGGAUUGCGUACCCGUUCCGGCAGGAAAAACUGACACUAGACGCAAGCAGUCGGGCAGGUCGUUUUGGAAAGACUAUUGGAUGGAAAGAGAAGACAGUUGGGCAGCUGUUAGGUCAGUAGGGGUACAUACCGAAAAGGAAGACUAUUUUUUCAGGCGAAAGCUUGAAAAUAUGCUAUUAAUGACUAUAAUCGCAUUUUGUUGUCUUCUACUUAUCACAUUUCGAUGCUACAGUCCUCGCCGACAUCUCCACCAGCUUUUCCAUGAUGGAUCGACUACAAUUUCGACCUCUGAUCUUACAUCCUCAGAGAUCCCUGCAUGGUUAGGCGUCAUCUAG
Eremothecium sinecaudum is the source of this 648-nucleotide messenger RNA. RefSeq names its product cytochrome b5-like heme/steroid binding domain-containing protein. The coding region runs from base 1 to 648 and encodes 215 amino acids. Gene Ontology annotation, biological process: sterol biosynthetic process. The transcript has a single exon. Gene Ontology annotation, molecular function: heme binding. Lineage: Eukaryota; Fungi; Ascomycota; Saccharomycetes; Saccharomycetales; Saccharomycetaceae. Gene Ontology annotation, cellular component: endoplasmic reticulum membrane; intracellular membrane-bounded organelle. The record is from RefSeq and is a predicted model, not a curated record.